AUGAUCGCCGCCUACGACUCCGAGACGGGUCGGUGCUUCGGGGGCAUCGCUUUGCAAGCGCACCCCAACUUCCUGCACAAGUUCUCGUGGACAGUGCAGGAGGUACACAUCGGCCCGAAGAGUUUCCAGGAGCCAGAGGACAGCGUGGAUAGCGCUGCCACCCCCAUCGAGAAGCUGAGCCGGCAGUGCAGCUGGAUGAGCCGCAGCCCCUCUACAACGAGGAUGAGUCCUGAGCUGACAAAGUCCGCCUCUCGGAGCAGCGGCUUGACUUUGGAGAAGUUUGGGGAGACGGAGGAGCAGCCGACCCGCGAGCGUUAUUGCUCCUGCAUCCUCCUCUACGCUGUCAAGGAGGGCGUCUUAGUGCACUUUGCGGACGACUUGGAAAGUUGUGAGGAGGUCGUGCGAUCUGUGCAGUUUCGCUACAGGGACGCCAAUCUGAAGGACUCUGCCAAUCCUCAUCCGGAGGUGAAGGUGUGCCGAGUGAAUGUGGGCGGUGCCCCAUCAGUGGCUGGGCGCUUGCUGACCACCACACUGCAGGGGGACCUGCAGAGGCAAUUCAAGAUCGCCGCAUCUGUGGAGCAGCAGAAGGACUGCACGAACUGUGUCACCUUCAGCAUGCGCGUGAUCAAGGGCUUCCAGAUGGCCCUCAGAGGCUUUGACGUCGUUAAGGCCUGUGAGUCCACUCCCUUUCUCGGGCGCCGCUCCGGGGACGUCUCCGGGGAAGCCUGGGAGCAUCGCCGGCAUCCAUUGGCGAGAACCCACGGCAUCUCAGCUAUCCUGGUGAAAUUGUCUUUGGAUGGAAGAGGUGCCAGCAUGGGCACAGAGACGGACGCGCGGCCCCAGACGGCCGAUCCACCUGAGCCACAGCGCAGCCCAAAGGCUCCUUCGCUGUUGGGCUCAACCCUGGGCCGCCUGGACUGGGCGAGAGCAGGCGAAGCCAUCGCCAAAGAGAGCACUCCAAGGUCGCCCACAGUGAACGCAGACCUGACAAAGAGGAUCACACGUCGCUACAGGGCCGAGGUCGAGAAGUCUGAGCGAGAUCGGCUUCGGAGAUAUGUCCGGCUCGAUCAGCAGGUGAAGAUCAUGCCGGACCAGCACAAGAUGGCCAGGACGGUGCAGGCGGAGCUGGAGUCGGUUCAGCGCAAGGCGGGCAUGGAGGCGAUCUCCUACACCACCUGGGAUGACACCUUUGGUUCGGAAGACAUGAAGAAGCGGUUGGAUUUCCUCAGCGGCUACGCAACAAAUGGAAAGUCCACGGAGGUGUCUUUGGUGCAGAUGCCCGAGCACAUCUUCCUGAGGAUCCAGGUGGCCGCGGGGGACCCCUGCAGCGUGUACGCCCUGGACGCCUUGGCUCGUGGCGCCCCAAGUAGCCAUGAGGAGGCCUGGGCUGGCGUCCUGGAGGAAGUGUUUCCCUGCCUUUUCGAGAAGCUCCUGUCCGAGGACUUCGGCGGCAGCUUCAAGCAGGUCUACACGCGCCGUGCCAAGCGCGCGGAGGAGUGGCGCCGGCGCAAGCAGAAGUCGGAGAAGGAGGAGGCUUGGGAGAAGCCGCUGCCGGCACCCACCAAGAAGCCGCACAACAAGCUGCUCUUCGCGGACAACCGGCAGGGGCCCUUGGCGGACAGCACCUUGGGCCUCAAGGUCUGCGGCCGCUGCGGGGAGAAGUACGCGCCCUCCAACAAGACCUCCCGAUGCCGACACCACGAGGGCAAUUUGGUUCCCCACGGCCUGGAGGCGGGUGCUUUGACGCGGCGAGACCAGCAGCAGGUGGCCAAGUGCGGGCGCUUCGCCCUGCGGAAGAUCGGGGGCAUCGCGGGAAGGUCGCGGGCCUCCAAGGGUCGGGGCCACUGGUCCAAGGGCUUGGGCCUGCCGGCCGCGCUGGCGGGCAAGACCAUGGUAUGGGAGGACGUUUGCAUUGGCCCUGGUGAAGUCCUAUGUGCCUGGUCCUGCUGCUCACAGGUCGGCUUGUUCGCGGACGGGUGUCAGGUUGGAAGCCACCGGCCUUACUGA
Effrenium voratum is the source of this 2007-nucleotide messenger RNA. Lineage: Eukaryota; Dinophyceae; Suessiales; Symbiodiniaceae. The record is from the annotation of a GenBank genome assembly.